Molecule: messenger RNA, 489 nt
Organism: Striga asiatica
Lineage: Eukaryota; Viridiplantae; Streptophyta; Magnoliopsida; Lamiales; Orobanchaceae
Source: the annotation of a GenBank genome assembly
AUGCUCCGGCGUCGUUUUCGCGGCGGAUUUCUCCUAACGGGCCGUCGCCUUGUGGAGCUCCUCCCAUAUUUCUGCACAAAUCGCUUUAAGUGGGAGCGCGGGAAAAAAUUGAAGGGCGGCAGCGAGGAAGCCUGCCGGUGGCCGUGGGAAUGGAUUGGAGGAGCUACACAGACCGUACGAUCAAUCAACAACUUCAUUGCUAAAGAGCUUGAACUCCUUAGCAUCAAGAACCAACUUCCUCGUCGAAGAAAACGCCCCCAUGAGCCCAACGCAGUCAUGUUGUACAUGAGCAUUGGCAGCACGAAAUCGAGAGGGAUGAAACCGACUGCACCCACAAUAGCACUAAUGUCUCCAAAGAAAGGAAGCAUAGCCGCAACGGACCCACAGACUGUAACGUACAACGAACGAAGAAUGAUUCUCGGAAUCAGGUUUCGUAUGGAGAAGAUGCCUCGGUUCACGCCGGCCGAUUUCUUUUCUAUGAUCUCGUAA